UUGCCAAUUUUCAGGCAAGAAGAAGACGGUACCUAUGUGACUCAGGUAGGCGAAAAAGCAGCUAUCGAUAUAUCGUUUGUGGUAACUAAUAACGGUGAACGGGCCUACGAAGCGAUGCUUUUCAUCGAGUACAACUCGGAUGAACUUGAUGUCCCGGUACUAAGCAAAAAAGCCGGCCCUGUCAAUAUUAACAGUUUCGAGGGCAACACUGCUGUGAUCUCGCUUGGCAAUCCUAUGGAACCAAACAAGCAGCUCAAAUUCGAGCUGAGUUUCAAACUAGCACGUGGACGUACGGAGGGACUGGGCAAGCCGCUCACAUUCCGAGCCCAUGUGAACAGCACCAGUGAUGAAACGAAUCUAGCCGAUAAUUCAUGGGAAGCCGUUGUUCGAGUGAUCAAACGUGCCGAACUGGAGCUUAGUGCCAUUUCAGAACCUGCAAUUGUCAGAUACGGCGGGGAGAUGAAAGGCGAAUCCGAAAUGGAAUUUGAUAUCGACAUUGGACCGCUUGUUGUCCACAAAUACACUGUCACUAAUAAAGGGCCAUGGUCAGUGUCCAAUGUCACGGUCCAGGUAUGUAUCGUGCGCAGCUCACCAAUAUUAGUAGUAUAUAUUAUACGCAAAUGACC
Molecule: messenger RNA, 626 nt
Organism: Gongylonema pulchrum
Lineage: Eukaryota; Metazoa; Nematoda; Chromadorea; Rhabditida; Gongylonematidae
Source: the annotation of a GenBank genome assembly